ACACCGGCCGUUCUGCCGUUGCGACUAGCCGAUUUGAAUAAAUUUCAGUUCUUGUGUGCCGCUCCGGUCCGACGAUUCGGCGAUCUGCAGGCCGAUCCGAGGAUGGAUCCCGAGUUCGAAUUGAAUGUGACUGGCCAAAUGACCGAUGCCAAUCAGACGCUUGACAAGUUCUAUUUUUAUGGUUCGUACCAGUUUCCAGUUCUAUGUCUGUUGUUCGUUAUGACCGUGGUUGGUAAUUUGUUGCUCAUGUACACAUUAAUCAAGGGGAAGCACAGGAAGAGCCGCAUGAACUUUUUCAUCAUCAAUUUGGCAUUCGCAGAUUUUACUGUUGGACUAAUAAAUAUACCGACUGAUGUAAUAUGGAAGAUAACAAUAGGUUGGUAUGCGGGCAAUAUUGCAUGCAAGAUUAUUAAAUUUUUGCAGGUUCUUGUGAUUUAUGCAUCAACCUAUGUUCUAGUAGCUUUGAGUAUCGAUAGAUACAAUGCGAUUAGACAUCCCAUGAAGUUCUCUCAAAGUUGGAAGAGGGCAAAGUGUUUGAUAAUUUCAGCAUGGAUUUCCAGCGCUUUUUUGUCUUCUCCUAUGCUGUACAUUUUUAAAGAGCGAGACAUUCAAGGUCGAAUGCAAUGUUGGAUGAUUGAUAUGGACAUAAUAUACUUGAAAAUUUAUGUAACUUUAGCAUGUCUGACAGUUUUAAUUAUACCAACAGGAAUAAUAAGCACUUGUUACGCUAUAAUAAUAAUUACUAUUUGGACUAAAAGUAACGAAGUCGCCUUCCACCAUGCCAAAAAAUCUUCGUCCAACGGAAGACUUGGUUCUGACAAUUCCAAAAGGGCAAGUUCUCGUGGUCUAUUUCCGAGAGCAAAAAUAAAAACCAUUAAAAUAUCAUUCAUCAUGGUUAGUGCUUUUAUCAUCUGUUGGAGUCCGUACAUGAUUUUCGAUUUGCUUCAAGUUUACGGACACAUUCAGGAAUCGCAAACAACGAUGGCGAUCGCCACUUUCGUGCAAAGCUUGGCGUUCUUAAACUCGGCCGCCAAUCCCAUAAUUUACUGUCUGCUUUCCACCCAAACCUGUCGAACUUUAUGGUCCUUGCCGCCAUUUAAAUGGAUAUGCAAGAAGAAAAAGAAGCGGCACUUGGACUAUUCCGGUACCACUCAAAGCAGCAGUUUGUCUGAAUUUUUGUCUAACAACUCGACUGUUAAGAGGCGCACCGAGAAAAUAUGUUUAACCAAUACCCAUUCAGUAUUACUGCAUUAAAUAAAUACCAAAAAUUUGAUGUUUAUCAUCCCCCUAACGAUAAGUAUUUAUUACUGUAUUUAUUUUAUAUGUAAGCUAGUUUAGAAGGCAUGUAAUAUAAUGAAA
Messenger RNA from Aethina tumida (small hive beetle), 1359 nucleotides. RefSeq names its product cardioacceleratory peptide receptor (gene Ccapr1). The coding region runs from base 103 to 1254 and encodes 383 amino acids. Lineage: Eukaryota; Metazoa; Arthropoda; Insecta; Coleoptera; Nitidulidae. Gene Ontology annotation, cellular component: membrane. The record is from RefSeq and is a predicted model, not a curated record. Gene Ontology annotation, biological process: G protein-coupled receptor signaling pathway. Gene Ontology annotation, molecular function: vasopressin receptor activity. The transcript has 9 exons.